GAAAGGAGGAGAGAAGCCGCCACUUCCUGUGUGCUCUGCGUUCCGCUGACUGCAGCCUGCUUUCCGAGUCCGCACCGGGGAGAACCGAAGCUCCCGGUGGUGGCUGAGGGCUCGUAGGUGUCCGGGACCCCGCGCUGAAGCAGCAGGAGGCGCCAUAAAUGUCGAUUGUUUACAUCGGCGGGUCAAGCCUUCCUCUCUCCCCCGCCUCGCAGCGACUCCGCCGCAGAUAGCGCCAGUGGAGCGGGGCUGAUGGCCGCGGAGCUCGGCCCGGCCUUCAUCGUCACCGCCGGUACCAGCACAGAGCUGUGAGCGGUUCUCCAUCCCGGAGGAGCGGAGGAAGCAGACACGGGCCGCGGUGCACGGAUGUGCUGACCCGGAGAUGGCUGUCCUGAAGCUGGCUGAGCAGCCUCCUCUGAUCCAGGCGAUCUUCAGCGGAGACCCUGAGGAGAUCCGUAUGCUCAUCUACAAGUCUGAGGACAUCAAUGCUCUGGAUGCAGAGAAGCGCACCCCGCUGCACGCAGCAGCCUUCCUGGGCGAUGCAGAGAUCAUUGAACUCCUCAUCCUCUCUGGGGCCCGGGUCAACGCCAAAGACAACAUGUGGCUCACGCCUCUGCACCGCGCCGUGGCGUCACGGAGUGAGGACGCUGUUCGAGUCCUGAUCCGACACUCUGCGGACGUGAAUGCUCGAGACAAGAACUGGCAGACGCCGCUUCACGUCGCCGCGGCGAAAAAUGCGCUGCGGUGCGCCGAAAUCAUCAUCCCCAUGCUGAGCAGCGUGAACGUGUCGGAUCGCGGCGGACGCACCGCCCUGCACCACGCCUCUCUCAACGGCCACGCCGAGAUGGUGAAUCUUCUGCUGGCCAAAGGAGCAAACAUCAACGCCUUUGAUAAGAAGGACGGCCGGGCGCUGCAUUGGGCCGCUUUCAUGGGUCACCUGGACGUGGUGUGUCUGCUGGUCGGUCAGGGUGCGGAGGUCAGCUGCAAGGACAAACGAGGGUACACGCCGCUUCACGCCGCCGCCUCCAGCGGGCAGAUCGCCGUGGUCAAACAUUUCCUCAACCUGGCGGUGGAGAUCGACGAGCCCAACGCGUUCGGGAACACGGCGCUGCACGUGGCCUGCUUCAACGGGCAGGACGCCGUCGUCAGCGAGCUCAUCGAUUACGGCGCCAACGUCAGCCAGCCCAACAACAAAGGCUUCACGCCGCUGCACUUCGCCGCUGCCUCCACGCACGGAGCGCUCUGUCUGGAGUUCCUGGUCAACAACGGGGCUGACGUGAACGUCCAGAGUCGAGACGGGAAGAGUCCUCUUCACAUGACGGCGGUUCACGGACGAUUCACGCGCUCGCAGACCCUCAUCCAGAACGGCGGCGAGAUCGACAGCGUGGACAAGGACGGCAACACGCCGCUGCACGUCGCCGCCCGCUACGGCCACGAGCUCCUCAUCAACACGCUCAUCACGAGUGGAGCGGACAGCACCAGGUGA
This is a messenger RNA of Nematolebias whitei (Rio pearlfish), 1483 nucleotides long. RefSeq names its product ankyrin repeat domain 44 (gene ankrd44). The transcript has 10 exons. Lineage: Eukaryota; Metazoa; Chordata; Actinopteri; Cyprinodontiformes; Rivulidae. Bases 380 to 1483 code for a protein of 367 amino acids. The record is from RefSeq and is a predicted model, not a curated record. Gene Ontology annotation, molecular function: protein binding.